Xiphias gladius (swordfish) is the source of this 5734-nucleotide messenger RNA. It is a transcript of the gene jkamp, whose product is annotated as jnk1/mapk8 associated membrane protein. NCBI's taxonomy places the organism in Eukaryota, Metazoa, Chordata, Actinopteri, Istiophoriformes, Xiphiidae. Gene Ontology annotation, molecular function: ubiquitin protein ligase binding. Gene Ontology annotation, cellular component: membrane. The transcript has 7 exons. The record is from RefSeq and is a predicted model, not a curated record. Gene Ontology annotation, biological process: response to unfolded protein. The coding region runs from base 295 to 1269 and encodes 324 amino acids.
CCCCAUACUUACCCAAAUGAUUUCUUAGGAGACGUCUUUGCACUUAUAUAAACCGAAGACUGUAUUUACGCCAGUUAAGAGAGCGACCAGUGAAAGUAACGGGGUGUGCCAGUAGCGGAAAUUUGCUCCAGUUUUCUUGGAACCUGAAUUGUUGUGGUCUUGGUCUCGAGCUAACGUCAUGCUUCUCUCCAGAAAGCUUCUAGUGUGAAAUAGCCGCCUCGUCUAAAUGAACUAGACAACCAUCAUCUGCAUUUGCCGAUAUAGCAACAAACCGAGAGACUGUCCCUUGCUGUUAUGCAUAUCUCUCCUCUCUCCAUCCUAGUAUUGAACAGUGUGCGAAUUCUGGCAGCUGUGGCCAUGAGUUCAACAUGUCCGGGCCUGUACUGUGGCAGGACGAUGGUCAAUGGAUCAGCGGAGGGAGAGUGUGGUGUUUGUCCUCGUGGAGAGCGGGCCAACAUCCAGAAGGUAUGUGAACGCUGCACUGAGUCCCCCGGGCUCUACGACUGGCUCUAUCUAGGAUUCAUGGCCAUGUUACCUCUAGUGCUGCAUUGGUUCUUCAUUGAGUGGUACUCUGGAAAGAAGAGUUCCAGUGCUUUGCUUCAGCACAUCACAGCCAUGUUGGAGUGCAGCGUGUCAGCUGUGGUCACUCUGCUGGUCACGGAGCCCGUGGGAACGCUCACUAUCCGUUCCUGUGGAGUCCAGAUGCUGUCAGACUGGUACACCAUGCUGUACAACCCCAGUCCAGACUACAUCAACACAAUACACUGCACCCAGGAAGCCGUCUACCCACUUUACACCAUUGUGUUAAUCUACUACGCCUUCUGCUUGGUGCUGAUGAUGCUACUGCGGCCUCUGCUGGUGAAGAAGAUAGCAUGUGGUCUGGGUAAAUCUGACCGCUUCAAGAGCAUCUAUGCUGCUCUGUACUUCUUCCCCAUCCUCACCGUGCUGCAGGCUGUUGGAGGAGGACUGCUCUACUAUGCCUUUCCCUACAUCAUACUGGUCCUGUCUCUGGUCACACUGGCUGUUUACAUGUCUGCCUCUGAGAUACAGUCUUUUAAAAACCUGGUUGCUAAGAAGAAGCGUCUGGUUGUCUUGUUCAGCCACUGGCUACUCCAUGCGUACGGCAUCAUCUCUAUCUCCAGACUGGACAAGCUGGAGCAGGACCUGCCGCUACUGGCCCUCGUGCCCGGUCCCGCCCUGUUCUACAUCGCCACUGCAAAGUUCACGGAGCCGAGCCGCAUCCUGUCUGAGGGCGGCAACGGACACUGAGCUGGUUUCAUCAGAAAUCAGCAGAGAGGAAAUUUCACUCAUUGCCACAGUCAAGUCUUUCAGCUUCUAAUCCUGAGCCAUCAGAAGACAGACAGCAGUGUGUCAGUCAUUAGUACUCCAGUGGGUUUGAAUGGGCUUGACUUCCUGGCCUUUGGUGUGACCAGACUUGCUCAGCCAGUUAGUGGCCAUAUUGUGACAUCAUUACAAUAGUAGAUUUUUCAUUAUGAAUGUGUUUCUGUUUAUGAUUUCUGAGCAGACUUUUUCACAUGGCGGAAUGGCAUCUUCCUUAACCAGCUGAAUAUAGAAAUCUUCACAUGGGAGUAAGAUGCCAUGAAAACUAGCUCUGUGCUCGGCUUGCACAAUCCAAGUUGAGAACUGCUCACUGAGAGCUCACGUACCUGUCGAUGACAUUUCUUGUUAGCGUAGUUGCCACGAAGGAUUCUGUAUAUUCCAAGCAGAUGAAUCUUUUAAGUAUUUUUGUUUAACAAGUUGACAAAUGCCAGUGAGAAGUUACCAAACACAGUCCAAAGUGAUGUCGUUAAAUGGCUCGUUUAGUUUUACAAACUGUCCAAAAAGCCGACGAACAGCAGUUCAGAGUGCUACUAAACAGAGCACACCUGCAAAUAGUCCGAGUGGAGAAGCUGCAACCAGACAGUGUUUGGUAUAUUCACUUGAUUAAAGAGCCGAACAAUUGAUUGAUUAUUGAUACAUUUUCUGGUACUACAUCUUAGUUCACAUCCUGUUUCCUCCUGAGACUCAAAUCCUAAAUUGAUUAUUUGACAUCAUCCCAGAGCGUGUUGAGAGAUGUUGUCUUGUGUUUUUGUGCAUGUUGUACAUUUUCUUGUAAAUACAGUAAAUGUCGUGAAUGAAGAGUGAUGGUGGCUUGGUUACUCAGACCACCUCAGGUCGUGGUGAAGAGAUUCUCUGGGCCUACUGUAUGUAUCAAAGUGCAACAGAAGUACACCAGGGCAACAUCCAGCCAGGACAGGGUUAACCCUGGUCCUUGCCACUCAUGUAUUAGCAUUACACUGUAGUCACAGCGCUGGGCGUCCAUUUCUCUGAAAGCGAAAUCCCUGGCAGUCUUUGACAAGUCCAGCUCUGACGGAUUUCCAGAAUCCUGCGAGACUCCUCUGAUCAUCUGGAUGAAAACAAAUCUGUCUGCUGAAUGAUGACAAUAAAUAUUUGUAACCAGUUUGAGUUUCAGGUGCGACUGUUUCUUAGCUGGAAGUGAUGUAUGACCUCGCUUGAUUUGCACAAAACAAAGUUAAAACGUUUUAUUUGCAUCUAUGUUUGUCUACAUUAAUGUUACUUUAUUUUAUCUAUUUAAUACACAAUAACACAUUUGUAUUUUUCACGUUUUGUACAACUUGAUGAGAAGAGAGCCUGGAUGGGAGAUCGACUCGCAGGCUUUGCAAUGGGGCGGAACACGGCUUCUUUUUUCAUCCGGAUGGUUAGAGAAGCCCUCAGAGCUGUAGCAGACGUUAAAACAUUGUGGAGUUUGUUUUUCAAAGGUUGCCAAGGAUUUAUCUUUCCCACUAACACACAUGACAAAAUGUCGGAGGCACAGACAUGUGAACAGGGUCGCUGCUGCGUAUUUGAGUGAACUUAACUAAAAUAGAUAGCAGCACCUGUCUGCUUUUGGGCUGUUGUUAGUUUAGUCGUCUAUGUCCUGAACCGAGCUGUAAUCCUUCCAAUGGCCUUCAGUGGUUUUCUGAGUUGAAGCUGCUAUAAUGUACUGUAUAUGUAUGUUAUUGUAAAUGUACGAAUGCUUGUAAAUCUAAGUGUCUUCCUGUUCAGUGGGAUUUGCUACGUGCACACACGCUCAAAUCGUUUUGCAACAGUGAGUAGUAGUUGAAGUUCAGUGUACCUACCUGUGUGAUUUCAUCUAACUCCUGACAAUACAUGUGCUCUCUAUCUGUCCUUGUAUCCGUUUAGGGAACCCUGUCAGCUUGAGCUCAAACCACGAGUACUUAUGAGCCACCUUUAUGAGUCUAUAUACCUGCUGUCAGAGGCAAACAUAUAGUGUGGUCCCUUGAGCGUCGAGAUGUUCUGCAUUUCCUGAGGUAAAGAGCAUGCAGAUGCAGCUGUGACCAGGAGACAUUUUACUGCCUUAUCCAAAUCUAAUCCAGCUCCAUCCAACACAAUAUGCAGAGCACACACAUCCACAGCAGCAACCUGUUUACAGAAGCAGUUAUGUGGAUCACUUUGCUGAAUGAAAAACCUGAACAGGCUUGUUCUACUAGUCCAUGUUCUUGAGUCGAGGGGUUUGACUCAGUAAAGUUAACCAGAGAACUUGCUAAACCUGCCUGUGGCUUGUCUGCACUUUGUUAGAAAAUGACUGAACACACCCAUAGGUUUGCUGUUGCCUCUCAAAGAAAGUGGUGCCAUCUUGAAACCACGGUAAAGCGUUGAGAAAGUCCCUUAUUUAAUUUCUCUAGAAAAGUAUAUAGCAGCACAUUUAAUAUACUGGCAAUCAGUCCAGAUUUUCAGAUGCUAUUCCUUCGGAACCUGCCUUGCUACCAUUUCCCCACCUCCCCUCUUUUUUGCCCUCUUCUUCCUCGUCUCAUGAAUUCAACAAAGACUAAAAGGGUCUGACAGAGUACCACUUCAAAACAAGAAAUGUCAUGACACUUUUGUGAGAAAUAGAUCACCUUUUUUCUUGCCCUACAACUACACAAACUGUUUUUGAACACAUUUGGCAGUGUGUAUGUGACCUAUAGAAAGUCGAGACAAUUGCUGCAACUCGUUGGUGCACCGACACCUUCCAACACUGUUGGUUGGUUUGACAUCAUUUCAGGUGAUGGAAUUGGGGAUGUGGUGAAUUGGCACUUGGGAAGCUACUCACUCCAGAACUACUAAGCCUUUACUCAAAGGAAAGGUACAGUUGGCCUGGAGCGAAUCGGAACCGGUGGGAGAAGGAGUGAGGUACUUGUUGCAUUGUCUCGGGAAUGGAUCCUUAGAAACAGGAAUCAAGCCAGAGGGAGGACCCAUUCACACGUUGUAAGCCUGACAGUCUUGAUGUGAGUAAGCAAGUCCAGGUUUUUAAAAGUCAACUGCCUCCUCCUCUGGAGGUCCAACGUUCCUGUGCUGUUAUUUUUAUUUUGUCUUCUCACGUCACUGUCAGGAUAUCACCUGUCUCCUCCACGCCCCUGCUAACGUUCAAGGAAGUCUGCACGCUUUCUGGCAUCAGGAGCAGAAAGAUGAUGUCUUCCAGAUCAUGAGGAUGGGUGAUGGAGUUUUUGGCAGUAAUGCUUGGGCUUGGAUGGUGAUGGCUGGAUGCAGUCCAGGUUUUUUGUUAUGCUGUCCCCGAUGUGCACUGUUCUGUAUGGGUGUAUGGUUUGUUUUAAUAUAACCGACAUACCUUUAGCCAUGCUAGCGGCACGGCUGUCCGGAUGGCGAUGUCUGUUAGUCGGUUAUUUGGCCCAUCACUCUUGUCCAGACUGAAGUACCUCAACUGCCAGUGGGUGGAUUGCCGCGAGAUUUUGUGAUUCCCAGUCGCCAAGUCCUAUUAACUUUGGUGACCCCGAGUGUUCCUCUAGUGCCACCAUGGGGUUGACAUCUGUCUUUGAGUGAUUGCCUUUUCAUUUGGUUACAUAUUCAAGCCCCCCUCAGGAUGAAUUGUAAGAACUUUGGUGAACUUUCCUCUAGCGCCAUCAUCAGGUCAAUACUUUAGUUUGUCCAGUACUUUGGUUUAAGACCAAAUACCUGCAAAAUGAGUUACACUCCCAUUAGCCUCAGCUGCAAUUUGUGUUUUGUGCUAAUUAGCAGCAUGCUAAUACACUAAACUAAGGGAACCAUGGUAAACAUUAUUGGUAAACAUCAGCAUGUGAGCAUUUAGCUCAAAUCACCAUUGUGCCAGACUGCAGCCUCACAGAGCUGCAAGCAUGCUCUCAGGCCUGUUAUUACACAGUAUGUUGAAUGUCUGUUAUUCUCUGUGUCAUAUGCGGAAGGCUGUGUGUAUUCUCUGUUCCUCCUGGCUGCAAGACGACGUCCUUCUUGGAGACAGUUAAGUUAAACAUGAAAGUUGACAGUAGUAAAGUACUGUACUUACACAAAUACAAUGUUGCAGUACAGUUUGAGGUAUGUUUCUUAUCAUCUUACAGUAUGCUAUUUCUACUCUACUACAUCUGACACUGAUAGAUGGAUAGCGUAGUGGAAAAAUACAAGUUCAUGUCCCCAUUUUAACCCUUUGUCUGCAGCACACGGUGUCUCAGUUCCUCUUGUCUCGCAUGUUAGUUUGCAGAACUGGAAAAACUCAUGUAUGGGACAAGGUAGCUGAAAAAGAUCUGAAAAUAAUCAAAAGAACCCCUUCCUUUACAUGCUCACCCUUGUGUAUGAAUGUUGAGCUGUCUUAAUGCUCCUUGCUCUCUUGCUGUGGAAACCCCAGAUCGCUGUAUGCAGUGAGCCCAUGUGCAUAUGGAAAGGACAAGUCCUUGGUGAAUGCUCUCUUUAUUACAGACUUUUU